Lodderomyces pseudojiufengensis is the source of this 1215-nucleotide messenger RNA. RefSeq lists its product as uncharacterized. NCBI's taxonomy places the organism in Eukaryota, Fungi, Ascomycota, Pichiomycetes, Serinales, Debaryomycetaceae. The record is from RefSeq and is a predicted model, not a curated record. The coding region runs from base 1 to 1215 and encodes 404 amino acids. The transcript has a single exon.
AUGUCAAAUACAUAUACAACAACGACUACGAACAUACUGAAACCAAUUAAAAUUAACUCAUACACAAUACAACACCAACAACAAAAUGAAGAUAUAAAUUUAUCAAAUUGUUUACCAAUAUUAGUAGAAAUAAGUUGGAAUAAAAUAGUAGGUUCAAAAGAAAGAAUAUUUUUAUCACAAUUACGAAAUUUAUUUAAUGAAAUUGGCAAAAUAUUAAGAAUUGAAUCAAUUUUCAACGAGGAAGAAUUAAAUUUAAUUGAAAUUUUUAUAUCGAGUAAACCAACUUAUAGAUUAAAUAAACAAGAAUUAAUUAAAUUUAUUUUAAAACUGAUUCAUUUAAAUUCUUUUGAAAAACUAUUAAAAGAAAGAUUUCAAUUUGAUGAUUGUUAUGUUAAUGAAUGUAUUCAAAGAGCUUUCAAUGGAGAUAUUGUCGAUAAUACAAGUACGAUUCUGAGAGAUUACAAUGAAUAUAAAAGAAAUGUUGGAUCAGACUAUACUAUAAAGGAAGAAUCAAUAAGUAAUGAAAGAAGAGAUGAAGUUGAUGAUAAAAACACUCAUCUCAUACGUUCAGAACUAAAUCAAUUGAAGAGUAAGACAGAGGAACAAGAAUUAGAAAUUAGAAAUUUAAAAAUUGAAAAUGAAAAACUUCUAAAUCAAAUAAAUCAAUUACCUGUCACCCUGUCUAGUCGGAAUGAAAAUAAAGAUAAAUUAAAAGAUAUAGAGAAAAAUUUAAAAAUAGAAGAAUUGACUGAAAAAUGUGAAAAAUGUAUGGAAGAAAAUAAAAAGUUAAAAUUAAAUGAAAUUAAAAUUUCAAAGUCAUUUGAGACACUAGAAAAGAAAAUAGCAAAGCAAGACCAGUUAUUAGAAAACUAUAGAAGGAGUCGAUCAGUAACUGUUGAAAGAAAAAGUUUUAGCAGAUUUGAUGUGUUGAAUAGAUUUUCUUUUAAAUGGAAUGUCUUUAAAGAUAUACGAAAGCAUAGUUUAAAGGACGUUCGAAUCAUAUUAUUAUUAAUCGUUAGUUUAUUUACAUUUUUAGCAUUGUUAUCAGUGGGAGUUCAGAUUAUAAAAUUAAUUUCAAAUAUAGUAACACGUUCAUGCAAUACAGGAUAUGUGUAUGAUAAUUAUAACAAUGGAUUUUGGAAAUUAUCUUUGACUAAACUUUAUCAAACACCCAUUUAUCUAAAGAAUUUCAUAUACAAUCUACUAAAUCGAUGA